Frankliniella occidentalis (western flower thrips) is the source of this 392-nucleotide messenger RNA. Its product is annotated as dynein axonemal heavy chain 6-like. The transcript is spliced from 2 exons. Gene Ontology annotation, cellular component: dynein complex. NCBI's taxonomy places the organism in Eukaryota, Metazoa, Arthropoda, Insecta, Thysanoptera, Thripidae. The record is from RefSeq and is a predicted model, not a curated record. Bases 67 to 318 code for a protein of 83 amino acids. Gene Ontology annotation, molecular function: minus-end-directed microtubule motor activity; dynein light intermediate chain binding; dynein intermediate chain binding. Gene Ontology annotation, biological process: microtubule-based movement.
CCUCCAGAUGGAAUAUAUAUUCAUGGUCUAUUUUUAGAAGCUGCAUGUUGGAAUUUUGUCACAAAAAUGUUGACAGACCCGAACCCAGGGGAGAUAAAUCCGCCAUUGCCAGCUGUCCUUUUAGUUCCGUGUACUUCUGUUGGAGAUCUGUCUAACCGAUAUAGAUCACCUUUGUAUAAAACAUCUGCUCGAGCUGGUGUUUUAUCUACAACAGGACACUCAACCAACUUUAUUAUGGCUGUUUUACUUCCUACAAAUAUAAGUGAAGAUGUUUGGAUUACAAGAGGGUGUGCACUGUUAACACAGUUGUCCAAUUGAUUGUAUUUACUUACUUUAGUGCUAUUUCAACUUUGUUUAUUGUGAAUAAAAUGUCUUUCGUUUAUUCAUUCAAA